Molecule: messenger RNA, 462 nt
Organism: Coffea eugenioides
Lineage: Eukaryota; Viridiplantae; Streptophyta; Magnoliopsida; Gentianales; Rubiaceae
Exons: 2
Coding region: 1-462 (153 amino acids)
Molecular function (GO): nucleic acid binding
Source: RefSeq, a predicted model, not a curated record
AUGGUGCGCCCUGAUAGGAAAGAUUGGAGCCAAAGGUUGGAGGACACACUCUGGGCCUAUCGGACGGCGUACAAGACUCCUAUAGGGAUGUCACCGUACAGGUUGGUAUUUGGGAAGCCGUGUCACCUUCCAGUAGAGUUCGAGCACAAGGCUUUUUGGGCGAUAAAGCAAUGUAAUAUGAAUCUAGAAGAGGCCGGUGUUCAACGGAAGUUGGAUUUGCAAGAAUUGGAGAAGAUCCGGAACGAAACAUACGAAAACGCCUUGAUUUAUAAAAAGAAAAGCCGGGCAUUUCAUGACCAACAAAUUUCAAGAAAAACAUUUGAAGUUGUUGAGAUCCGAAGUACUAAGACAGACAACAAAUUUGUGGUGAAUGGGCACCGUCUCAAAUAUUAUUACGAAGGAUUUUCAGAUAAAGAGAGGGAGACAAUAAGGCUAGACGAACCACCGUGUCCUAAUCAGUGA